Messenger RNA from Pungitius pungitius (ninespine stickleback), 3229 nucleotides. Its product is annotated as transferrin receptor protein 1-like. Gene Ontology annotation, cellular component: external side of plasma membrane. The transcript has 18 exons. Gene Ontology annotation, biological process: iron ion transport; intracellular iron ion homeostasis. NCBI's taxonomy places the organism in Eukaryota, Metazoa, Chordata, Actinopteri, Perciformes, Gasterosteidae. The coding region runs from base 155 to 2464 and encodes 769 amino acids. The record is from RefSeq and is a predicted model, not a curated record.
GCCAAUCCGAAAGAUAUAAGUUGUAGCAACGUGCUCAAGGGCACCGGCCGAACACAGAGGAGCGGAAGAAAGCACCUGGAGCAGCUACCUCGUGUCAAAGGGCUGUCAGAGAAGAAGUCCGUGUGUCUUGAAGGAAAAAAAGAUUGAAGCAGCAAUGGACCAGGCAAGGUCAACAAUAUCCAAAAUUUUCAACGGGGAGCCGCACUCCUACACCCGUUUCAACCUGACCCAGAACAUGGAAGGCGACAACAGCCAGGUGGAGAUGAAGUUGUCGUCCGACAUGGACGAGGAGGUUGGCGGCAACGGCGUGGGAGACCACCUCAAUCACAACUCCAACCGCAAGCCCCACGCCGCCGAACAGCUCGGCCGCAAACCAAAGAACCUCUGCUUCAUGGUCGCCGCCACCAUCCUCAUCUUCAUUAUCGGGUACUUGAUUGCCUACCUGGUUCAUGGUAAGAAGGUCGUGGCUCCCACCUGUCAGGCCUCUGUGGAUCCCGUAGCAGAACCCUUUGAGCGAGAGACCGGCGCCGCCCCCCUCAUGAACUGGGACGAUGUCAAAAAUCUCCUCGCUAAGAAACUUUCCGCAACCCAGUUUGAACCAGUCUUCAGGGAGUUUGAUGUUAACGACCACCGAGCUGGUUCCAAAGGGGACGAGUCGCUGGCCAACAAGGUGCUCGGCAAGUUCAAAGGUUACGGCAUGAACACCUGGACCGACGAGCACUUCAUCAAGGUUCAGGACCCACCGGCUUCUGGUUCCAACAGAUUUGUUUUCAAGGGACAGGAGGCGAGUCCAAAGGGAUUCCUGUCCUACAGUGCCAAUGGAACUGCUACGGGUGGCGUCUUGUAUGCAUACUACGGGGAGGAAAGUGACUUCCAGUUGCUGCGGGACAGGAGCAUCAAUCUGACCGGCCGGGUCAUGCUGAUCCGUGCAGGACGGAUCAGCUUUGCAGAGAAGGUAGCCAAUGCUGCCAAAAUGGGUGCCUCUGCUGUGCUGAUCUACCCGGACCCUGCUGAUUACUCUAUUGGAGACUCCACACCGCUCUUUGGCCAUGUCCACAUGGGUUCGGGGGAUCCCUACACCCCGGGCUUCCCCUCCUUCAACCACACCCAGUUCCCGCCUGUGAGGUCUUCAGGCCUGCCAAAGAUCUUGGCUCAGAGCAUCACAUCAGGCAUGGCUACCACCAUCCGGAGGCAGCUGGGGGGUCCGAGUGAACCUGGAUCAUGGGGUGGCAUCUACAAACUGGGAGAAGAAAAUGAUCUCAUUACUGUUGAGGUCAACAACGUGCUGGCAGAGAAAAAGAUCCAUAAUGUUUUUGGGGUCAUCAAAGGCUUUGUGGAUGCAGAUCGGUAUGUCGUAAUGGGCGCUCAGAGGGAUGCAUGGGGGGCCGGGUUUGCUACGUCGACCGUCGGCAGCAGCCUCCUCGUCGAGUUGGCCCGUUCCAUCUCUGAUAUGGUGAAGAAUGAUGGAUUCAAACCAAGGAGAAGCAUCGUUUUCGCCAGUUGGAGUGCUGGGGAAUAUGGGAGUGUUGGCGCCACCGAGUGGUUGGAGGGUUAUCUUUCCUCCCUGAGCAUGAAAGCCUUCUCCUACAUCAACCUGGACAGAGUUAUAAAAGGUUCAACGCGAUUUAAUGUGUCAGCGAGUCCCUUGAUGCAUGGCCUGGUCGAGAGCACUAUGAAGGUGAAGUAUCCAGACUCUGAGUCUGCGACACUCUACUCCCGAUUUGUGACGAGCAGCUUGGAGUUGAACGUGUUGGAGCCGUUUAAGUUGGAUGAUGCUGCUUAUCCGUUCCUUGCCUUCUCUGGAAUCCCCUCGGUCUCAUUUGGAUUCACCUCCGACUCAGACUACGCAUACUUUAACACAGAGCUGGACACCAGGGAUAAACUGAACGUGGCCACGGGCAAUCAGGUUCCUCAGCUCGCAGAACAAGCAGCUCGCUUCGCAGGUCACAUGGUGCUGAGGCUGGUCCAUGAUCAUCUGCUGCGUAUGGACGUGAAGAAGUACAACAAUAUUAUCCGCAACCAUGUUGUCCAGAUCAACAACAAAGUCUAUUCUGUUAGGAAGAUGCAGCCCGAGCUGUUGCCCAAGGCCCUGACGGUGCAGUGGUUAAUCUCGGCCUUCGGCUCCUACAGCCGCGCGGCCCAACGGCUGGAGACGGACAUGCAGAACAGUGACCUGGAGGACAUCGAGAUGUGUCGCAUCAUCAAUGACCGCAUAAUGACGGUGGAGAGGAACUUCCUGUCGCCCUACGUGUCUCCCAGAGACAGCCCGUUCCGCCACAUCAUGCUGGGCUCUGGCCCUCACACCCUCAGGGCUCUUUCCAACCACCUCGAUGGCCUCAAGAGCGGCCACCCCGAGUCGGACGCCGACCUAUUCCGCAACCAGCUGGCCUUGGCGACCUGGACGGUUCAGGGCUGCGCCAACUCACUAGCAGGGGACAUCUGGUCCUUAGAUAAUGAAAUCUAAAGUAAUUUCACGCCCUUGUUCAUGUGCGCUGUUAAACAACUAGCAGUCACGGAUGCAUAAUUAUACAAUUGACUGACUGGAAUUUAGAAUUUUAUGGUCAUCACCUUCAAAACCUGAGUGAUGAGUUCAUAGUCCUUUUUUUUUUUUUUAUUUGAAAAUCUCCAAAAAGCUGAACAUUAAUUCAGAAAGUCUGCUUCCACCUUAACAACAGUUUUAAUUGCAGAAAGAAAUUCCUCAUAUGUCUAAAUUUAAAAACAUUGUCUUUGGUGCUAGCAACGACUACAUUCGAAUGCCCAUGACCUCCAGCAGUACUUCUUGUAUUGGUGUUUCCUCAUGAGAGCGAUACAUUUAGUGACCUUGAGGUUUCUUCAGCACAGUUUAAUCGGGUCAUAACUACAGGGAAAUCAAAUGGUCAGUAUGGUGAGAUAAGAUGUGUUAGUGUUUACCUUAAUUACAGCGAAUCACAGCAUCUGGCAUUUCCACUGCUGAGGGCUCUGUGUUCAAACCAGAGCAGGUUAGUAUUGGUAGCUACAGUGUCACACAGCGCUGAAACCAUGCUCCUCAAUCUUUGGUCAGAGAUUCAUGAGUUGCUGAAGAUGUUAAGUUCUGUUGCCUAGAACACGUCUUGAAAUUGGACAAUGAGCUGUUGUUACGUCAUUCAUGCUUCAUUGAGCUUUCAGAAAAGUUCUGAAUAAUUACAAAUCUGAACUUUCUCAUCACCUAAAUGAGGGCAAACCUGUCAGCCUUUAAAAAAAUUAUAUAAAA